AAGAAACACAAAAACUCAAAAUCAAACUUUUUCCCUUUUGUUUUCUCUUCUCUUUUAUUUGUCUUUUGUUAGAUGAUCCAUCAAGUUAAUGUGUCGGGUCGCCGGGUUCUGACAUUUCCGGCGGUUCAUCCGUGUGAGUCCAUCUCUCCAUCCACGCUUCUCAACUCACUCAUUGAGCUUGCUCAAAGUAUAUGUGCUUACAAGUCUCAUUUUUUUUCUUCCAAUAAGAGAAACGCUCAUGAAACCAUUCGCCAAGUCCAGAAUGUUUUGAUUUUACUAGAAGACAUCCGGGUCGGAUUAUCAGACGUUCCGGAUUCGUUUGUUCUCGGCUUGUCCGAGCUCCAUUUAGCCUUCCAGAAGAUUCACUUCUUGCUGGAAGAUUGUACCUGCGAAGAUGCGCGACUUUGGAUGCUUAUGAAGUCAGAUAGGGUGGCCAACCAGUUCCGGGUCUUGAUUCGGGCCAUUAGUACGGGUCUGGAUGUCUUGCCCCACGAGACAGUUGGUGUAUCAAGUGAAGUGAAGGAGUUAGUUGAGCUAGCAAUGAGGCAGGCGCGUAAAGCAAGAUUUGAAGUUGACCCAGAUGAUAAACGGGUCAUCAAUGAUGUCUUCCGGAUCUUGGGUCGGUUUAAGGAUGGGGUUGACCCCGAUAGGAAUGAAAAACAGCAGGUUUUGUAUUAUCUUGGAAUAAAAAAUUGGAGUGAAUGCAAUAAAGAAAUCAAAUUCUUGGAUACAGAAAUUGGGACGGAGUACUUGAAUGAAGAGAAAAGAAGAGAAUUGUCACUCUUAAGCAGUUUAAUGGGGUUGUUGAGCUACUGUAGAUGUGUAAUGUUUGAUCUCGUUGACACUAAAGCUAAUCAACAAGUUAACCAAUGGAGUACGAAGAUGCUUAAUGGGGUGAGCCCGGAUGAUUUUAGGUGUCCAAUUUCGCUAGAGAUCAUGAAAGAUCCAGUCACGCUGUCCUCAGGACACACUUACGAUCGUGCUUCAAUCUUGAAAUGGUUUAGAGCUGGCAAUUCUACUUGUCCCAAGACUGGUGAGAGGCUCAAAAAUAAAGAGUUAGUGUCUAAUUUGGCUUUAAAGAGGAUAAUUCAAGAUUGGUCUGUUGAAAAUGGAGUAUGUAUCGGUGAAGAGUCGAGUCACAAGAAUCUUGAUAUUACGAGAACGGUUCUUGCUGGGAGUAUGGCUGCUGAAGGAGCUGUGAAAUUGUUGGCUAAUUUUCUUGCUGGCAGGCUUGUAGAUGGAACUAGUGAAGAGAAGAAUAAAGCUGCUUACGAGAUCCGGCUUCUCACUAAAACAAGCAUUUUUAGUAGGUCUUGUUUGGUGGAAGUUGGUUGCAUUCCAAGUCUAUUGAAUCUUUUGUCAUCAAAAGAUUCAUCUACUCAAGAGAAUGCUAUUGCGGCUUUGUUGAAUCUGUCGAAACACCAGAAAAGCAAGAGUAUAAUAGUGGGAAAUGGAGGAUUGGAAUUGAUUAUAGAUGUCUUGAAGAAGGGACUGAAAGUUGAGGCUAGGAAUCAUGCGGCUGCUACACUGUUUUACAUUGCGUCUAUAGAAGAGUACAGGAAAUUGAUUGGUGAAAUUCCUGAGGCUAUACCGGCUUUAGUGGAGAUGGUUAGGGAUGGAACUAAUCGUGGCAAGAAGAAUGCAUUAGUGGCAAUAUUUGGGCUGCUAAUGCAUCCUGGCAAUCACUGGAAGGUGCUUGCAGCCGGGACAGUUCCUUUGCUGGUUGAUCUUUUGAGUUCUUCUAAUAGACAAGAAAUUGUAACGAAUUCUCUAGCGGUUUUAGCAACUAUAGCGGAGAAGGUUGAAGGGACAUUAGCAAUUAUACGCCAUGGAGCGUUGAAUGUGAUAGUGAGGAUUUUGGACGACUCCACUUCACGGGCAGGGAAGGAGUACUGUGUGUCUUUAUUGCUGGCUUUGUGCAUCAAUGGUGGUGCAUAUGUGGUUGCUCUUUUGGCGAAGAGCCCUUCUCUUAUGGGAUCGUUGUAUUCCCUACUCAGCGAAGGCACAUCGCGGGCUAGCAAGAAGGCCAGUGCUCUCAUCAGAGUCCUUCAUGAAUUUUAUGAAAGAAGCUCCUCUGGCGCAUUGGCUCCCGUUCUUCCUCAAGAACGUUCUGUUCACGUUUGGUAACCCAAAUUUUUAAGGGUGCCCAUUCAUCAUUCAUAUCUUUGUGGCAUCUGUCCACCGGUCCAUGUAAACACAAACAAUGUUUGCCUUUUCCUUGUUUGAUUGUGUUAUUAGCUCGCUUUUUUGAAGAGCUAAUAGUCAAAUCAGCUUCUUUUUUUUUUUUUAUGAAGCUUUGUGUACAAAAACACUGUUGUAUGUGAUUAUUUUUUCCUGAUUCAUGAUAAUAAGAUUGUAAUACAGUACUGCUGUAAACAUCAUCUGCUGUAGAUUUCAAAAUAAAGAACAAUGCUUAUUCUUUGUUGUAUCUUCAAUUUCUAUCCAUGAAUGGUUUGCGAGAGAUUUUACUUGUGUUUGAGACA
This is a messenger RNA of Pistacia vera, 2483 nucleotides long. Its product is annotated as U-box domain-containing protein 19-like. Gene Ontology annotation, molecular function: protein binding; ubiquitin-protein transferase activity. Gene Ontology annotation, biological process: protein ubiquitination. Lineage: Eukaryota; Viridiplantae; Streptophyta; Magnoliopsida; Sapindales; Anacardiaceae. The record is from RefSeq and is a predicted model, not a curated record. The transcript has a single exon. Gene Ontology annotation, cellular component: cytoplasm; nucleus. The coding region runs from base 73 to 2127 and encodes 684 amino acids.